Messenger RNA from Carassius gibelio (silver crucian carp), 7120 nucleotides. It is a transcript of the gene gpr179, whose product is annotated as G protein-coupled receptor 179. The coding region runs from base 492 to 5864 and encodes 1790 amino acids. The record is from RefSeq and is a predicted model, not a curated record. Gene Ontology annotation, molecular function: G protein-coupled receptor activity. NCBI's taxonomy places the organism in Eukaryota, Metazoa, Chordata, Actinopteri, Cypriniformes, Cyprinidae. The transcript has 11 exons. Gene Ontology annotation, biological process: G protein-coupled receptor signaling pathway. Gene Ontology annotation, cellular component: membrane.
UACUACCGGGAGACUGGGAGAGAUGGAGAGAGGAAGAGAUUUACAGGAGGGCUGCAGAGUGAGUGAACAGGUAAGCAGAGAGAGAAAUGGGGGUAUGUUGACGGUCUCUUGUUGAUCUCUGUUUCUCACUCCAGUUUCUUGCAGGCCAAUUAACUCCACGCUGUGCUGGUCCCAGCAUCGUCGCAUCCAGGGUGGACUCGAACAGCUGACUGCAGGAUGCAUGGAGUUAAAGCAUUGCCUCCUCUUUGAGCUUCUCCUUCACCUUUGAAAAUGAAGAGUGCAUGUCGGUCCAUGUAUGAAUGCACAUUUAUUUGUGUGUGAAACCAAGACGCUGUUGGCAGCAAAGUGCACUUGAACUAACAAGAAGAGGAGAGAAGAUACAAAACCAGGGAUAGAGAAGAAAAGAAGUCCAAGCAUCUUUCAGGAUGUGAGUAAGCACAAAGCUCAUCUUUACCUUCACAAAAAGCAUCGGAGGAGCAGUUGCUUUAAGGAUGGGCCCGUGUGUCGGUCUGCUACCUCUACUGCUGCUACUUCCCAUCCUGCUCUCUGCUCAGCUCACCACUGUGUCUGAACUUGAGGACACAUCCAGCUUGGAGUUCAGCCCAACUCCUCUUCUUACCAACCCAAAUACUGUAGCAGGGAAAAGCUCGACUUCCAGUGCUCGACCCACCAGUCCGGCUCCAGUAAAAGCGAGCACGGAGAAGGAGCAGUCUGCCGCGGAGAGCUAUCUCUACACCGGAAAUUCAUCUUCUUUGGCUGCCUCUUCCUGCACACAGAGUUUCCAGCUGCCUGUUCGACUGGGAUCUCUGCCUAGAGACCUUCUCCCUCUCUUGCACCAACCCAUAGCAUCUCUGACUAAUGCUGCCAACUUUCUCAACCUGAUAUUCCAAGCUAGUGAGCUGAGAGAAACGAGUGUACAAGAGGAUAUCGAGUGGUACCAUGCACUGGUGCGGGCCAUGCUUGAAGGGGACAGGCCAGGCUUGGUCAGACGAGCUUUUUUAACAUUCGAUGCCGACCCCACAAUCAAACAGCCCCAACUGGUGCUCCGUGCCUCCAAAGGCACAACCCAAGACAUUCUUCUGCAGGACCUGACGUCUGCCUGGAGCAGCUUCCGUCCUCCCGCACCUGACCAACGCUGGUUUGAUAUGUUUAAGUCUAGCUCUCCACCCCUCCAUGCCUUGUCGAAACGGGUUCUUCUAAAUGACCUAAGCACCCUAGACACUCCCAAGUGGGCACGUGGGGAUAGUUAUGUGAUCAAUAGCAGUGGGGUUCGGUGGGGCGAAGCCCCUUUCCUUGAGUGCAUUGAUGGCCGUUUUUUGCCAGGGUGGUUAUUCAGUCUCUCAAUGCCAUUUUAUGGGUUGAAGCCAGACCUCAACCCAGAGUUCAGGGGUGUUAUCCGUGUCGAUGUCAACAUCCAGGGAUUCAAUGUGGAUCAGUGUGCCAGUGGAGACUUCUGGUUUGCAAACACACACCAAUGUAAUCAGACCAGCAUGGAGUGUGAAUCCAUCCCGCAGCAGGGCUUCCGGAUGGGUCAGUACUGCUGCCGAUGUAAAAAGGGCUACUACAGUCCAAAUCCAGACACAGAAAACAAAAGGGGCAACCGUGUGAAUAGUACUCGAGCUUGUUACCCAGAAGUCCCUGUGUGUCUGCCCUGUUGGCCCGGCUGUGAUGAGUGCGAGGAUGGAGCCCCGUGUUGGGUGCAGGAAGACUGGCUUCUGAGGACGGGUGUCCUGGCUGUGCAGGGCCUUUUCAUGAUCCUUGUGGUGGUCAGCAUGUUGCUGGCAUACCAGUCCAGGAGAACCAAGCGGAUCCGAUCGUCAGGGCUUUUGCUGCUGGAGCUGAUCCUGUGUGGCUCUCUGUUGCUUUACUUCCCAGUCUUCAUUUUAUACUUCAAGCCCAGCACUUUCCGGUGUAUUCUGCUCCGCUGGGUCCGUCUGCUUGGCUUCGCCAUUGUCUAUGGAACUGUGAUGCUCAAGCUGUACCGGGUGCUGAAGGUGUUUCUGUCGCGUACAGCCCAGAGAGUACCAUACAUCACUACCACAGGUGUGCUGAGGAUGCUGGGAGUUAUAGUGCUUACUGUCAGCUGGUUCCUGUGUGCGUGGACCGUGGGUGUCCUUCAGAAUCGAGACAGGAAUGUUCCACUGCUGAUCAUUUCCACCACCUCAGGAGGACAAGGCUUCAACGUGUGUGACCUGGACCGGUGGGACUACAUGAUGGCUGUGGCGGAGCUGUUAUUUCUGUGCUGGGGCAGUUUCCUGUGCAGUGCAGUGAAGACGGUACCUUCAGCAUUUCACGAACCGCGUUACAUGAGCAUCGCAAUCCACAAUGAGCUACUGCUCUCCUCUGUGUUUCAUCUUUUCAGAUUUGCAAGACCAUCAGUUCAUCCUGACUGGAUGCUCUUGCUGUUCUUCACUCACACGCAUGUCACAAUUACUGUAACGCUCGGCCUGCUUUUUGUACCCAAGUUUCUCCACAUGUCUCAGACCGGCCGAGAGGAAAUAGCUGCAGAAGUAUAUGAGGAUGAGGUGGACUUGCGACGCUCAUGUUCUUACCUCAACAGUAGUUUCAACUCUAACUGCUGGAGUGACCACAGCCUGGACCCUGAUGACAUUCGGGAUGAGCUGAAGAAACUGUAUUCUCAGCUGGAAGUCCAUAAGACCAAGAGGAUGGCAAACAGCAAUCCCCACCUUCCGAAGAAGCGCAGUUCUCGCCUCAGCAUUGGACGGUCCCUUAUAAGACGGAUCAGUGAGAUCCCAGAAAGUUUAAGCAGACAAUGCAGUCGUGAAGAUAAGGAUGUCAAUGCUGCAAUAGGAAGUAUAACCAGAUCAGGAUCUUAUUACAAAAGUCAUCAGACCACAAGCAUUAACAAGAUGAAUGAAACUUUAAUGCAGCCCUCUCCAAAGCUGCGGAAGUCCCAUAGUGCCUAUGAUUGUACCCCAGAAAGGGAGGUCUCCCUAUUAAACUCCUCCAUAAGGGGCACAGAGAAAAGGGUUUCACUGCAUUCUGACUCAGGAUCCAUCAACGCAACAUUGCUGGUCUGCAAGUCUGCCAGUGCCCACAAUCUAUCGGUAGACACUAACCUUCUACUUCCAGAGCCCAGCAGGUUUCAAAAGUCACUUAGUGUCAUAGAACGCAAUGACCAUCGCUCUGUGACUUCUUGUAGAAGCACUGAACAUUUGUCGCUUGUUGGCAAAGCUGCUCCAGAAGUUAAGCGCCAGCUAACUGUGGAUGUUGAUAUAAAGAGGCAGACUUCAAGUGCCUUGCUCUCAGAGUCAUUUGACAAGGCGGAGGUCUGCCCGUGGGAGGUUCCAGAGGAGCUCCCUGCAAACAAGAACCAAAAACAUGUCACAUAUUCCAUUUCGAAACAAGAAGAGCCCAAAUCACCUGGUGCUACCAUGUCACCAACGAUGUUAUAUGUUUGUCCAUGGGAAUUCUUGCCACCUCCUGCAACAGAAACUGGGAAUGGUAUUCAGUCUGAUGGUGAUUCCACAAAACCCAAGCCUCUGAUCUCCUCUAGCGCUCCAGGGUCACCACACACAAUCUCCGGCAAGAACAAGGGCUUUCAGGUUUUGUCUUUCCACUCCACUACCAAAAGUCUACUUGCAGCGAAAGGCAUUGGGGAAGUUGGAAGAAGUAUGAGCAGAGAGAAAAGCCUACAAGAGAGUAAUGUUAGGGAGGGAACACUACAGAAAUCUUUGUCUACUUCCAUGAGAUUGUGCCCAGGCAGUGCAGCUUCAGACAAGCGUACCCCUCAGACACACAGACGGGCUAUGACUACUGUAGGCACAAAGCCUUGCCUUGUCAAACAAACAGCAGUACGGCUGCCAUCUACUGAUUCUCCUGAAAGGAGUCCCAAACAUUCUGCUCCAGUUCACAUCUGUCCAUGGGAGUCAGAGGAGGUGGUCUUGGAGGUCAGGAAGCAGAAUUUGAAUGACAACGUAUUACAAAGACAGUAUAGUGACAAGCAAGUAAUAUCUGUGACACUAAGUAAUGAUGUCUUCAAACCCCCUGAGUUCCAAGUGAAAUCAUUAUUGGGUGUUCCUAAUACAGAAGUAUGUCCAUGGGAUGUCCCAAAACCUUUUCAGCAAACCAGCAUUUCUGAAGUCUGUCCUUGGGAGGUUGUGGAAGUAGAGCAAUUGCAAACCAAAAACAUACAUACCGAUGUCUGUCCUUGGGAAACAGUUGGUGAGCCAUCAAGAGUCACUGAAGACAAUAUACAUAAUACCAGUGUUGAAGUUCCAAUGUCUGAAGACACCCAGAAGCAGGUAAAUGUGAAGCCUGAAGCAUGCUCUUCUUGUGUACUAGACACAAAUAUCUCUCAGGUUAGACAGGGAUCCAUCAAAACCUCUAGUGACUCAAUAAAACAUGGUGAAAAGGUCAUUUAUGUUAAUGCAAAACAGAGUCCAGUAGACCAAGAGAUGCAGAGACACACAGGUUCAGAGGAACCAAGUUGUAUACUGAAACAAGAAAUGAGUGAUUUUCCUGAACCACCACCUCCUGUGACUGAUGUAAGUUCUUUGGAGUCUGAACCAAAAGACACUACAAGACAGUCAUUAAAAGAGACCAUGCCUAAGAAAGCAACUGUUUGCCCGUGGGAAGCGGAGGAUUCUGGGAUGUCAGAAGAGAAGGUGGGUGCUACAAACAAGGGGCCAGUUCAUGUAAAUGUGUGUCCAUGGGAAGCAAGUGAGUCUGUGAAGACCACACAGAAACAAGAAAGUGUCUGUGGAGAUGUCUGUCCAUGGGAGACAGCAGAGCCAUCAAAGACAAUGCAGAAACAAGAAAGUGUCCAUGCAGAUGUAUGUCCAUGGGAGGCAAGUGAGCCAGUUAAGACCCUGCAAAAGCAAGAAAGUGUCCGUGCAGAUGUUUGUCCUUGGGAGACAGUUGAGCCAGUGAAGACCUUGCAGAAACAAGAAAGUGUCCAUGCAGAUGUUUGUCCUUGGGAGACAAGUGAGCCAGUCAAGACCCUGCAAAAGCAAGAAAGUGUCCAUGCAGAUGUUUGUCCUUGGGAGACAGGUGAGCCAGUGAAGACCCUCCAGAAACAAGAAAGUGUCCAUGCAGAUGUUUGUCCUUGGGAGACAGGUCAGCCAGUGAAGACCCUCCAGAAACAAGAAAGUGUCCAUGCAGAUGUUUGUCCUUGGGAGACAGGUCAGCCAGUGAAGACCCUCCAGAAACAAGAAAGUGUCCAUGCAGAUGUUUGUCCUUGGGAGACAAGUGAGCCAGUCAAGACCCUCCAGAAACAAGAAAGUGUCCAUGCAGAUGUUUGUCCUUGGGAGACAGGUGAGCCAGUGAAGACCCUCCAGAAACAAGAAAGUGUCCAUGGAGAUGUUUGUCCUUGGGAGACAAGUGAGCCAGUCAAGACCCUCCAGAAACAAGAAAGUGUCCAUGCAGAUGUUUGUCCUUGGGAGACAAGUGAGCCAGUCAAGACCCUCCAGAAACAAGAAAGAGUCUACUCAGAUGCCUGUCCGUGGGAGGCAAAACAAUUACCCAAACAAUCUGUGCCACAAGACUGCACUCAUGCCAUCUCAUCUAAAAGGCAAGACAGUGCUCAAGAAUCUGUCCGUCCCAAGGAAAAUGAUAUGGGAACACCACCAGCAACAGAAAGCAGCACAAGUCAAACUGCCCCAGAUAUUAGUGAGAUACACCCUUCAGACACAGGCAUACAUACAGCAGAAGAGAUGAGAGUUAACCCUCCUCUGGCUCGACGUGAUGCACUGUGCCCUUGGGAAAUGGGAGGGGGCAGACAAGAAUCUAUAACAGUGCAUGAUAAUUUAGAUGUCUUCACUUGGGAGGAGACAAUACCAGAGGAAGAUGAUGGUGAUGCAGAAACUGCUGCAGAGGCCUUCAUCUUCCCUCCAGACUUGUGAACUGCCAGGGCAGUAUCAUUGUGCUUUAUACUGAUUUAAAGACUUGUUGUGACAAAAUGGACCACUGGUCACACUUUUCAGCUUUAUGCAGAAUGUCCCUCCAGUGUCAUCAGGGCAAUUCACUGACUGUUAUUUAAGAAAGGACUCCACCUAUGCCAACUUUCUCCCUCUUCAGCUUAACAAACCAUGUCUGAAGACUGACUGCUCUCCUGUGCACAUUCCCUUUUGGCCUUACAUUAACAAAAACACCCCAUUUAAUUUGGUAUUGUUUUGUGUGUAUUUGUGUUCAUAUGGCUAUGUAGAUUAUAUUUUCAGUAAAUCCUUCAUCACCAACAUACCCUGGGUGGAAUGUUUAGAAAGUCUCAUUUAACAAAUUUUCAGUCAAAAAACAUUGGACUAAUAUUACUAAGUAACUAAGUUAAGAGACGAGCUGUCCUGAUAUACACAUUAAUGUUGUUAGUCUCAAAAGUUGUAUGUUUAACAGCUCUUUGGUCUACUCAUGGUUUAGACAAACAUAAAUUUAACAGCAUUUGUAGCAUGUUUCAUGUCUCAAACUGGUUAAUUUACAAAUCUACAGAGUAGCACCAUUUUAUUUUUCUGACAAGGAGCCCAACUACAAAGUUUUCAUUUAAAAAAAAAAAACAUAACACUUAACAAUGUGAAAUUACAUAACACAGACAGUAUGUGUGAUAAAAAAAAAUCUAAUCUUGUUUUAGGGCAAAGUACCCUUGAGCUAUAAAAAUAUGAUGACUAAAUUUGAUUUGUUUUAACAUUAAUUACAGGAUGUUUCAUAGAACACCUUUCUCCUGUAUCCCCUUAUAUGAGGAUGUGAAAUUGAAUGUUCAGGGUUUACAACACAAAUUUUGUCUACGUUUAAUUCAACAUAAUUACAAAUGUUGCUUCUGAAAAAUAAUAACAGAUAUUAGCACAGGUAAUGACCAUUAGAUUGCACUUGUAAUUCCUACCAGAGUUAGACAAUUGAGUUUAUUUUUUAGUUAUUCUAUCAUUUCGACAGAACUUGCAAUGUCAGCUUUUCAAACUAGGAACAUAAAGAUUGUGCUUUUGUAUGAGGUAUGAUUUUUGUAAGAACCAAGUCAAUUUUCAACAGUAGCCAAACGUAGUUUACAUUAACUUCUGUCAAUGUAAAAAAUGCAACAAAUAUUUUUAUAUUUAUUAAAAAUGUGUCAAUUGAUUAUUCUGAUAUAAACUUUUAAACUGCAAAAUGCAAGGUGUCGAUCUUCAUAAAGUUCCAUGUU